GGUGGUGUGGUCGCUCUGCAGGCACGUAAACGGGAAACAGAAGAAGAAGUGAAGGCCUCCGGUAACACCGACAACUGUUGCACUCCCUGCGACGACGGAUAUAUAUAAAAAAAACUCCCCUUUUUCUUCUGCACAUAUUUGUUUUUCUGCUCUUUGCUGCAGAAACAGGAACCAGAGCUCCUAAUCAUGGCGACAGCUGCGGUGUCUGCCCCUGCCGGCUGCGGCCCCAGCCCCGGGUCGGGGACGGAGCUGGUCCGCGGGCAGGCCUUCGACGUCGGGCCUCGGUACAGCAACCUCUCCUACAUCGGGGAGGGAGCCUACGGGAUGGUGUGCUCUGCCUACGACCGGGACAACAAGAUCCGUGUGGCCAUCAAGAAGAUCAGCCCCUUCGAGCACCAGACGUACUGCCAACGCACUCUGAGGGAGAUCAAAAUCCUCCUGCGCUUCAAACAUGAGAACAUCAUCGGCAUCAACGACAUCAUCCGCACACCAACCAUUGACCUGAUGAAGGACGUAUACAUCGUCCAGGAUCUCAUGGAGACCGACCUGUACAAGCUCCUGAAGACCCAACACCUGAGCAACGACCACAUCUGCUACUUCCUCUACCAGAUCCUACGAGGCCUCAAGUACAUCCACUCUGCCAACGUCCUGCACCGCGACCUGAAGCCCUCCAACCUUCUGCUCAACACCACCUGUGAUCUCAAGAUCUGUGAUUUUGGUUUGGCCCGUGUGGCUGAUCCCGACCACGAUCACACUGGUUUCCUGACGGAGUACGUAGCCACUCGUUGGUACCGAGCACCUGAGAUCAUGCUCAACUCCAAGGGCUAUACCAAGUCCAUAGACAUCUGGUCAGUGGGCUGCAUCCUGGCUGAGAUGUUGUCCAACAGGCCAAUCUUUCCCGGGAAGCACUACUUGGAUCAGCUUAACCACAUUUUGGGGAUCCUGGGUUCUCCCACUCAGGAGGAUCUCAACUGCAUCAUCAACAUUAAGGCCAGGAACUACCUUUUGUCGCUGCCUUUGCGCUGCAAAGUGCCGUGGAACCGCCUCUUCCCCAACGCUGACCCCAAAGCUCUGGACCUGUUGGACAAGAUGUUGACCUUCAACCCUCACAAGAGGAUCGAGGUGGAGGAGGCCCUGGCGCACCCUUACCUGGAGCAGUAUUACGACCCCACAGAUGAGCCUGUCGCCGAGGCCCCGUUCAAGUUUGACAUGGAGCUGGAUGACCUACCCAAAGAGACACUGAAGGAACUCAUCUUUGAAGAAACCGCACGUUUCCAGUGCGCCUUUAGGUCCUAACGUCUCACUCGGAUGAUUCUGUGGACGGGCUUCUGCGUUGCCACUGCUCCUCCUCGCCUCCACGCUGUUGCUGUGAUAUUCUUUUGUUUCUUUUCUUUUGUUUCUUUUUGUUUUUGGUUAUUUUCCUCUCCAGUCGUCCACAUCACCUGGAUUCCUUGGGUCUCACUCGUCAAGUCCACUUUGCUCAGGAAUGGCGUCAGGAAUCAAUCAAUCAAUCAUUCUCCUGUCUUUCUUUUCUCCUCUUCUCUCGGUCUCUCUCUCUCUCUCUCUCUCUCUCUCUCUCUCUCUCUCUCUCUCUCUCUCUCUCUCUCUCUCUUUGACAUCACAGCUUACAGUUUGGGGGGUUGAUUUUGUGUUUCAAGCCAAGAUAAACAACUUUUUUGUGUGUGUGUGUGUGUCUUAAAGGCGUUUGGCUCUGGCUAUUCCUAUUCUAGACCUUUUUAUGUCCAGUGGAAUGACCGCGAUACACUAGCUGUUGUGUUUUCUGGUGCAACUGUCGUGGUUAUAACUCUGCCUACAUUGCACAAACAACAGUAGACUACUUAUAAGAAUCAUCCAUCAUAAAAAAAAAAUGAGUAUUUUGAAUUUUCUAACCUUUAUCGCACUGUUGAUCACGUUGGACACGUUGAUCUCUUAUCUUUUAGAACCUGAAUUAAAUCAACUGAUUUAUGCAAUGAAAUCACAUAAUCAGCCACAGACUUGUGGGCACAAAAGCCAUUAUCUUCUGUUGAUGAGGAUCUACAUCGUAACAACACACACUCACAGAAGGCCCAAAUGCAAAUAUAAAUAUAUACAUAGCCCAAAGAGUCUUAAGACACCUUAAUGGCAAAAAGUGAUGAUAGAAGGUGAAUCAGAUGAAUUUAUAACCUUUCUUUUUUAUUUUCAUUAAAAACAAAAAAAUGUUCUAAUUUCUCAUCGGCUUCAGUAAAAUGUCAGAUUGCGUAUAAAUGCACCGAAUCACAAGUACAUUGGAGGAUCAAUUUCUGCCUUAGCCAUGAGAAACUUAAAGGAAAUGUCUGUUAUUUCAUACAAGUCUGUAUGUACUGUAUGAUGUCUUUCACAUGGGAGAAAAUUAUCACUCAGAAGUCGUUUUCGUCUGGAUGAAACGUUGUCGUGCCUCCUUUCUUUUUUUUCCUCUCUUCCUGUUUGGUGUUUUCUUUUCUCUCUCUCUCUCUCUCUCUCUCUCGCCUUGUCAGAAUAAUACUGUGCCCUUUGCAUGACUGUUAUAAGCUCCAUAUACAAAGACGACGAUGUUAAGUGCCACACAAGCCGGGCAGAUCCGCGGGGAGAGCGCCCAGCCUCUUUUCUGUUUCCACCUUUUCGUGGUAUGUCACACUUCCCAAUCACAUGGUGCUUUGUUUUGUUUUUUUGUCCUAAUUCUUUUUUUCGCCUCAGCAUUCUAUUCUCUAUGUCCGGUUUUAUGUCCUUUCCAUCGACAGUUUUCCUCGUUAUUAGGGCAAACUCCACCGUGGGCGCUAAGACAUCUUUUCUUAUGGUUGCAAAUAGGAGAAUAACCAUAUAUCUGUAUUUAUACCAAUCACACAGAAACUACAAAAUACGUUGUUUCCUCGACCUGAGAAGUGGGAUCCAGGCACGAUACAGUUGAAAUAAUACCCAAACGUAACAGAGCAGGUUUAGCAUUUGGUUCGUUGUAACAUUUUAUUUUUUUUGCUUGAGAUGCACAUUAUAACGCUGAUAACAGUUUGCAGUGUCAGCAACAGCCGACAACAAAAAAACAAGAAGCAGCAGAAGUCAAGAGCAGAUUUUUGGUUCUAGUCAGUAACUGCUGAUGACUGACUGUUGCAUUUCAAGAUUUAAUUUCAAGUGAACAGAAUUACGACUUUAAAGACUAUAUACAUGUGUUAACUCUUUUGGGAGGGUCAUUCAGUUUGUUUACAAGUUGGCCUCGAAUAUGUUCAGCUUCAUGGUAACAACAAGCCUUUUGUUGGGUUUCAGUAAUGCAGAUUCAUAAGAAAAGCUCCUUCAGUGAUGUGUGAGUGACCUUAAGAAUGAAACAAAGUAUUAUUUACGACACUAAAACAUCUCCAAUAUAUUGAAGUAAAAAAAAAAGUACCUUAAUGGAUUCUGCAAGGAUCUUUCUCUGCUGGCACUUAAAGUAGGAAAUUAGAGAUUUGAAUAUUAAACAGGACGGUUACAGGAGUAUACAGCUGCUUCGGCUGAUUUUUUUUCAUUCUGUGUUUCUGACAGAAGAUGAAUGAAGUUUAAAAACUCAACUUAUGAUUCUUCUUCUUCUGCAUUUGCAUAAAUGUCAAAGAGCAAGUUUGAGUUUGACAAAUGUUUCUCUUGAAGGCAGAGCUGCUCUGGUCAAAUGAAAUCACAGUGGACGGAGCCAAAGACGUUUCUAUUAGUCUUUUGUUCUGGAUGAAUAAUGUCAGACAAAAACCGAGUAGGGGCAAAGAGAGGAGGGCUGAUGCUCUGCUGAUGAUUGGUCUUAAUAAAAUGUCAGUCAAUGGUGAAAAAUUACAAAUAUUACCCUCUAAGUCCCACCAAUAGUCAAAAAAUCUUGAGGUAUAAAGAUAACGCUGAUAUGAAACCGAGAAAAACGGCACUCUCAUAUUUUGAGAAGCUCUAACCAGCAAAUGUUCAGUAUUUUACCUUAAUAAAUGAAUUAAACAAUUAUCCAUUUAUCUGAAUUGUUUACAAAUAAAUUAAUCAACCUUAGUGUUAAAUUGGUCCACUUUCAGUUAAUUGCUAAGAAGCCUUAACUUAAAUCGUCUUUUAGGCGCAAACCAGGUCAGAUAAAAAAAAAAAAGAAAUCCUAAGUUUGCAAUUAUAAAUGAAUAAUGUACUUUUCAAGGUAAAUUCUAACUGAAAUAUCUGUCUCAAACUGUCUCUAUUGCCCUUAUAAUUAGUGUGAAUGUAUGCAGGAAACAUUAGAAAAUAACAGACCUGUCAAAAAUAAAGUGUCACCAGAAAAUGUCCUUCAAACUUUAUUAUUAUUUAAUUUUUUUUAAAUACAAUUUUUUUGAUCAGAGUUCAAUCUUUACUUAUACCAGAAAAAAAACAAAACUGCUCGCCAGUUCCAUCAUCUGCAAUUUAACUCAUCUGAAAACUGACCAAAACUGCAUUGCAGAAAUUUUCUUUGCACUCUCAAAUUUUCCCCUGAUCCGACGUUGACCGUGAGGCAGAGACCCGUCUGUCCCAGCGCUCAGUCCUCACACUCGCUGUAAACACCCGUCACGGGUAACACGAUUAUCAAAUGCACUUGCUUCUACAGUAGUUGGGAAUGGGACGUGUAAUCCGAGGUGCCUGCCGGGACUUGACUUGCCUGUAGAUAGUCUUUUAUUUUGACGGGGGAAUGGGGUGGUGGGGGGGGGUUAGUUAUAAUCAAGGGCACAGGAAACCUUACUGGGAUUCGUUGUAUAAAAAAGCUUCUGCUGAGUUCUUUGUGCAACCUGUCUGUUUGUGCCUUUUUUGAUAGUCUUGAUAUCCAAGAUUUGAUGUGCAGCUUUUGUUCAGUCGGGAAUCCGUUUGUAAUCGCAGUAUACGCUCUUAAAAAUGAACAACAAUCAAGUCUGAGGGAGGGGUGGUGGGGGGGGUUCCUUUAUAUUUCAGUUAUGUACAUUUUAAAGAGAUUUGUUGCCACAGCUGUGUGAUUUGUGACUGUAUUGAAAAGAUGAAAAGCAAACAUUUAUAUUAUUUUUUUGCGUUACCCUUUUUUCUUUCUUUUUUUUCUUGGGAUGUUUUGUGCAGAUAUUUUUAUUGUAAAAUGAAUGUUAUGUUUCUAUCAGACACUAAUCUUGUUUGAGUUGUCUCCAGUGGGAAAACUACUUCACUCUGUAUGUUUUGAUCAGUAUAAACCUUUUAAUUGUGUAGUUAACAUUUCUGAAAGAGGAAAAAAAUAAAUAAAAAUAAAAAGAUCCUUUUAAAGGUUCCUGAUUGACCUGCCAUAGACAUCGUUUCAAUCGAUCGGUCAGUUUUUUUUUUUUGCUGUCGUGUGAAGGAUUUGACUUGAACGAAGCAUUUCUUUGCUAUUAUUAAAGACUGACUGCCACUUUGACAAACCUGGUUUGUUGUUUUGUUUUU
This is a messenger RNA of Anoplopoma fimbria (sablefish), 5343 nucleotides long. RefSeq names its product mitogen-activated protein kinase 1 (gene mapk1). Bases 187 to 1296 code for a protein of 369 amino acids. Gene Ontology annotation, molecular function: MAP kinase activity; ATP binding. NCBI's taxonomy places the organism in Eukaryota, Metazoa, Chordata, Actinopteri, Perciformes, Anoplopomatidae. Gene Ontology annotation, biological process: protein phosphorylation; intracellular signal transduction. The record is from RefSeq and is a predicted model, not a curated record. The transcript has 9 exons. Gene Ontology annotation, cellular component: nucleus; cytoplasm.